AUGAUGCCUCUCUGGAGCGCCCCCGAGAAGGUUAAAGAGGAGGGAAGACUGAGGGAAGACGGCGAGGAGACGGCGAGGAGACGGCGAGGAGACGGCGAGGAGACGGCGAGGAGACGGCGAGGAGACAGCGAGGAGACGGCGAGGAGACGGCGAGGAGACGGCGAGGAGACGGCGAGGAGACGGCGAGGAGACGGAGAGGAGACGGCGAGGAGACGGCGAGGAGACGGCGAGGAGACGGAGAGGAGACGGCGAGGAGACGGCGAGGAAACGGCGAGGAGACGGCGAGGAGACGGCGAGGAGACGGCGAGGAGACGGAGAGGAGACGGCGAGCGGAGACGGCGAGGAGACGGCGAGGAAACGGCGAGGAGACGGCGAGGAGACGGCGAGGAGACGGCGAGGAGACGGCGAGGAGACGGCGAGGAGACGGCGAGGAGACGGAGAGGAGACGGCGAGGAGACGGCGAGGAGACGGAGAGGAGACGGCGAGGAGACGGAGAGGAGACGGCGAGGAAAUGGCGAGGAGACGGCGAGGAGACGGCGAGGAGACGGCGAGGAGACGGCGAGGAGACGGCGAGGAGACGGCGAGGAGACGGCGAGGAGACGGCGAGGAGACGGCGAGGAAACGGCGAGGAGACGGCGAGGAGACGGCGAGGAGACGGCGAGGAGACGGCGAGGAGACGGCGAGGAGACGGCGAGGAGACGGCGAGGAGACGGCAAGGAAACGGCGAGGAGACGGCGAGGAGACGGCGAGGAGACGCGAGGAAACGGCGAGGAGACGGCGAGGAGACGGCGAGGAGACGGCGAGGAGACGGAGAGGAGACGGCGAGGAAACGGCGAGGAGACGGAGAGAGGAGACGGCGAGGAGACGGCGAGGAGACGGAGAGGAGACGGAGAGGAGACGGAGAGGAAACGGCGAGGAGACGGAGAGGAGACGGCGAGGAAAUGGCGAGGAGACGGCGAGGAGACGGCGAGGAGACGGCGAGGAGACGGCGAGGAGACGGCGAGGAGACGGCGAGGAGACGGCGAGGAGACGGCGAGGAGACGGCGAGGAGACGGCGAGGAGACGGCGAGGAGACGGCGAGGAGACGGCGAGGAGACGGCGAGGAGACGGCGAGGAGACGGCGAGGAGACGGCGAGGAAACGGCAAGGAGACAGCGAGGAGACGGCGAGGAGACAGCGAGGAGACGGCGAGGAGACGGCGAGGAGACGGCGAGGAAACGGCGAGGAAACGGUGAGGAGACGGCGAGGAGACGGCGAGGAGACGGCGAGGAAACGGCGAGGAGACGGCGAGGAGACGGCGAGGAAACGGCAAGGAGACGGCGAGGAGACGGCGAGGAGACGGCGAGGAAACGGUUGCUGUGUCGGGGGUAACGGGCACUCGGGACAGUGUUGUGGGGGGUGGUCUCUCCCUGAAGUCCUUCUUGUCCCUGCAAGUGCAAUGCUUAACCCGAGCCGCUCCAGUAAGUACCCAGCUGCGCUAACAGCUAAUGUGAUUGUGGAGAUAUAA
Messenger RNA from Knipowitschia caucasica, 1506 nucleotides. The record is from the annotation of a GenBank genome assembly. NCBI's taxonomy places the organism in Eukaryota, Metazoa, Chordata, Actinopteri, Gobiiformes, Gobiidae.